This is a messenger RNA of Thalassophryne amazonica, 1127 nucleotides long. RefSeq lists its product as uncharacterized. NCBI's taxonomy places the organism in Eukaryota, Metazoa, Chordata, Actinopteri, Batrachoidiformes, Batrachoididae. The transcript is spliced from 4 exons. The coding region runs from base 360 to 1004 and encodes 214 amino acids. The record is from RefSeq and is a predicted model, not a curated record.
UGCACACACUGCUGCCUGAGUACACUUUAUUUUUCAGUGCUUGAACGCGUGAACUUUGUGCUUACCGGGCAGUCCCCCUACCCACCCCAUAAAUCCAUAAAUAGAGAAGGAGACUUUAUGCAGAAAAAUGGAUUUUCAACUCAGAAAUGUGCUUCCAGGUGGUGCUCAGUGAAUGAGUCUGAGGCGUGGAUGUGUGCGGUAACACAAAGUGUGAUCCAGAGGAGACUCUGCAGGAGAAAACGCUGAGCAUUCAUUUGCUGGAGUUUCAGUAAAUGACAAGGAGUCCUGAAUUCUUUGAGCAGAGAGUACUCAUGAGGCUGUGACGAGGUAAGUAAAGUUGUAGAUCUCUGAGUUGUGAGAUGGAGGAAGCAUACAGAGAACUGUACCAGGAGUUUCUUCGCCUGAGAUCCCUUUGCAUGAAACAAGCAGCUCUACUACAUGAAAUCACAACGGCCCUGCAGAACCAGCAAGGUAACGUGGUUAGUAACGGAGACCUGGGUGCCAUGGUGUCCAUUCCCAUUCAGUGUACACAUCAAAUAUGUGCACCACUCCAUGAGCACUCUCAGUCAUCGGCAUCCUCAAACCACAGUGCCACAGCACAGCAUGGGUUCCAUGACCUAUCAAACAAAAUGGGGGUGUUCUCUGAUGUCCUGACUGAAGACAUGUCCAAGCUUGGUGUGGCUGUGCACCAUCAGAGAAAGGAUGAUGAGAGAAGAUCCUUGUCAACACUGAACACCUCCAGACAGAAUAGAGCAUCUUUCUGUGUCUCAAAGAGUCCAGCACCAUCACAUGAUCUCAGAGGAGGCGAGACACCGCAAACAGCAAGAAUGGCUGUAGUGGACCGCCCGUCCCCGUUGGGUGAUGUUCUGAGCCAGUCUGAUAGGCCAUUCAUGUCGGAUGUGGCUCUACAGUCACAUGUUUGCGAAUUUUGUCAAGCUGUGUUCCCUGGAGACUCAACCACUAAAGGAGAGUUUCUUCAACAUCUCUGCACUCAUGUGAACUAAAGUGAACAGUUUCUUCUCGACCUCACGUGGAUUGUGUUUUUUUUUUAUGUCACAUGGUGCAUUGUAUCACUGUUGAACAGCAUUUAAUGUUCAUGAACAAUAAAGACAGUAAUCUCGAGAUAA